Caenorhabditis elegans is the source of this 357-nucleotide messenger RNA. RefSeq lists its product as uncharacterized. Lineage: Eukaryota; Metazoa; Nematoda; Chromadorea; Rhabditida; Rhabditidae. The record is from RefSeq and is marked reviewed. The transcript is spliced from 2 exons. Bases 1 to 357 code for a protein of 118 amino acids.
AUGUUAAUCGAAUUCAGCCCUUCUUCUUCUUUCAUUCAUUUUGUGCUCUUCUUCGGGAGACCGGACUCAGACACCCAUUCAUUUGUGUUUGCUCCAUUUGCAGUCCACCAGUCAUUUUCCCCAUCAUUCAUCAUGAUGCACAUUCAUCGAAACGACCUUCUGACGAUUGAAAGUACUUCCGCAUCAAAACCGAGUCUUUUAUCAUCGUUCUGGAGCAUCAAUGUUCAAGUUCAGAACAACGAACGUCUUGACCUUGACCCAAAAACAUGCUCACAGUUCUCGCUACCAGAAGUUGCACAAAAUGAGGGAGAUACCUUCAAUGUACAGCGGCCAACUCGUAGUUUGUCGGGUAAGUAA